CAAGGUCAGCUUUACUCUUUCCUUUUUUUUUUUUCCUUCUUUCUUGUUUUUAGUUUGUUGCAAUGUCAUCAAACACACCAGAGCCCAGUAACGAAGGCACAGAAAGAAAACAAGAUGUGUCAGCUGGUCGGCCCGUCUUGAGUAGAUCGUGUUCGUCCGCUCCCACUUACUCCUCUCCUUCAGCAUCCAAAAAGACUCUAUUAGACGAAAAGCCCAUUACGAAAAUGCCACUUACUGGUCCUAACCCUAACCAAAAGACCAAAGACAAUAAUAAGCAAACAACACAACCCUCGUCUUCAUCCAAAUCUACAAAGUCUCAGAACCCUCGAACUCUUACAGAUUUCCUUAUGCGCUCUAAAACUUCUCAUUCUGCAGGCUCAUCCAGUUCAUCUAGCCAGGCCUUCCAACCUCCUAGCUUAAAGCGUUCAUACUCAGCCAUCUCUUCUUUGGAUACAGCAAACGAACAUUGGUUAAAUACGCCUAUUGCUCCAAAACAAAAACGAAUUGAUACAAAAGAAGUUGUAAGUUGUAUGUCUGUGUGCAUACAUACAGAUAUUUAUUUAUAAAUACGUAUCAGUGACUCUAAACAUACUUUUUUUCUG
Messenger RNA from Rhizopus microsporus ATCC 52813, 602 nucleotides. RefSeq lists its product as uncharacterized. Bases 63 to 566 code for a protein of 167 amino acids. The transcript has a single exon. NCBI's taxonomy places the organism in Eukaryota, Fungi, Mucoromycota, Mucoromycetes, Mucorales, Rhizopodaceae. The record is from RefSeq and is a predicted model, not a curated record.